Protopolystoma xenopodis is the source of this 630-nucleotide messenger RNA. The record is from the annotation of a GenBank genome assembly. Lineage: Eukaryota; Metazoa; Platyhelminthes; Monogenea; Polystomatidea; Polystomatidae.
AUGUUCACGUCUGUGUUGUGUAUGGACGUUUGUCUGGUGACUGUGACUUCCUGCAGACCCGGUACUGCCCUGCCUCCCGACGGUGGUAUCCGUAUCGGUGUCGGUCUGCCCUCUUUCACAACGGAAGGCCAGGCGCCUGUCUACCGGGUCCCAUCAUCUCUCACAGCCAAGGCUAAUGUGCCCCAAGUCGAGGAGUUUGCUGAUGGCACAGAUCGUUGUUGCCAUGUCGAAAUUACCAAAAGAGGAAGCCUCGUUGCCACGACUCCUAGUCGGCCGGAGAGGCUGACAGCCCACGGGGCAGAUAGACAACCAGACAGCCAUACAGAAAGAGGGCUAGCAGGACAAAGAGUGACUUGGUUUUACUCGAACAAUUUGGGCGAAACAGUCUCAGAGCAAGACGAUAUCGGUUGGGGUGAGGCCCUGCUACCCUGUCGCCCCUCAAAUGACAAGCGUCAUCAGGGAAGGAUAGCAUACCAACAACCAAUCCGCCAACAAAUUGACUGGUCGGCCAGCUCGUCAAAAAGACAACCAAACCGAGAACGAACAUUACUCACUGAUACACUGAGUCAUUUAGACACUCCGCCAGACAGUGAGCCAGACAGCCAACCAGCCAACCAAAUGACUAGCUAG